AUGGCGUCCCUCUCCCCUUCCCUCCACCUCCCUUGCAAUUCAAGAACUGGCUUCCUUGAAAAGACACAUGGGAUUCGUCCUCGUGUUCUCCCUGCUGGAAGAGUUGGAUUUGUCAGAACAGUAGUGGAAUGCAAGGAAUCUAGAAUUGGAAAGCAGCCGAUCGAAGUUCCAUCUAACGUUACUCUGACAUUAGAAGAGCAGUUUGUCAAAGCUAAGGGUCCGCUAGGGGAGUUAUCUCUCAGCUUUCCAGGUGACGUGAAGAUUGUGAAAGAAGAAUCUGGUAAGCUGAGAGUUUAUAAGACUGCAGAGACCAAGAGGGCGAACCAGAUGCAUGGACUUUUCAGAACAUUGACAGACAACAUCAUCGUUGGUGUGUCCAAAGGAUUCGACAAGAAGCUUCAGUUAGUGGGCGUCGGGUAUCGUGCGGCGGUGGAGGGCAACGAUCUCGUGAUGAACCUGGGAUUCUCCCACCCUGUUCGGAUGGCCAUUCCUGAAGGCCUGGCGGUCAAGGUGGAAGAGAACACGAGGAUCAUCGUGAGCGGCUAUGACAAGAGCGCGAUCGGUCAGUUUGCUGCCACCAUAAAGAAGUGGAGGCCACCUGAGCCAUACAAGGGGAAGGGUAUCAGAUAUAUGGAUGAAGUUGUCAGAAGGAAGGAAGGAAAAGCUGGGAAGAAGAAAUAG
This is a messenger RNA of Miscanthus lutarioriparius, 681 nucleotides long. Lineage: Eukaryota; Viridiplantae; Streptophyta; Magnoliopsida; Poales; Poaceae. The record is from the annotation of a GenBank genome assembly.